Diaporthe citri is the source of this 1167-nucleotide messenger RNA. RefSeq lists its product as uncharacterized. Gene Ontology annotation, molecular function: copper ion binding; DNA-binding transcription factor activity, RNA polymerase II-specific; RNA polymerase II cis-regulatory region sequence-specific DNA binding. The transcript has a single exon. Bases 1 to 1167 code for a protein of 388 amino acids. Gene Ontology annotation, biological process: intracellular copper ion homeostasis; positive regulation of transcription by RNA polymerase II; intracellular iron ion homeostasis. Lineage: Eukaryota; Fungi; Ascomycota; Sordariomycetes; Diaporthales; Diaporthaceae. The record is from RefSeq and is a predicted model, not a curated record. Gene Ontology annotation, cellular component: nucleus.
AUGCGCCGUUCAAAGUCGGCUCAUGUGAAGUGCGACUGCGGCGAGAAGACCAGCAAAUGCGUGCAUUUGCAGGCUACCGUUGACGGCCACAGGGAGAGCUGCUGUUGUAACCAUGGUGGUCGCUGCACCUGUUCGCACAAGAAGGAGCAGAACCAGCUCGACACGGUGCCCGAAUCCGAUUCCGAGCAGGAGCUCAGCUCGAGCACAAAUGCAAAGGCCUCCAAGCUGGUGCGGAAUCGCCGAUCCAGGGCUAGCACCCAGACCUCAGACGGGAUGUUGACCUUCGACGAGAACGGCCACCACAAGCCAACCUACAAGCACGCGAAGGCGUCCCAGAAAUCUGGUCCCUACCAGCUCACUCGGGCGCACUCUGCGCAGAGCGGUGGCAGCGGCGCCAACUGUUCCAUGGAAGACCUCGCCAAUGAGUCGUCAGCGAGCAGCAGCGGUAGCAUGCCGCAGGCGCAGGAUCAGUGCAUGUCCAACUCCGAAACGGCUUCGCCCAUCCUGACCGCAGCCUCGUCGGUCCCGCAGUCCAACACCCAACUACCACCUCUGGAUCUCUCGAGCGUCACGGGCUGGGCCUCGGGCUCGUUCAUGCCCGACAACUACGAUUUCUUCAGUAACAUGGACGAUCACCAACAGCCAAUGUUCAGUGCUGGUUUGAGCCAGCCUGACGUCGACUGGAGCCACAUCGGUCUUGAUUUUGCUAACAAGGACUUGGGCACUUUCGCCCCGUCGAGCUACAGCCAGGCCCAGAGCUUUGCUGGGUUUGAACAGCCCCCCACGUUGACCUCAGGCGAGGUGUCCGAGGUUGACGAUUUCAUCCGGGACGAGUUCGACCCCAUCGGCACCUUCAGCCGCACAAACACAUCUAGCACUGGAUUCAGCCUCGGGAGGGAUCCGGAGGGCUUGCUCGGCGCCAUGGAAAUGGGCAGCACCGACUUCGACGACUUUGGCAAGCUGGCCAAGGACGGAAACAAAUACGCCGCGUCUGCAACAGCGCUCGUCACAGAGGAUCCCGCCCUCGCCACCGCCAUUGCUACCUCAGGCGUCGCCGGAUUCGAAAACGACCCGAUUUUCUGGAUGGGCGACGCCGACUACAGCGGGAUGACAGCCGUUAAUGAUGUCCCAGACGUGAACGGACCCAACUUUUGGGAAGUGCCAUAA